ACAAGAGAAGUGAAGUGGAAGUGGAUUAGUGGAAGGAAAUCGAAAUGUAAUGAUUUUUAAGCCUUGACAUGAUUAUAUAGUUGCUUCUCCUUUUUUAGUAUUAACCUUGCUUAAUUGGAAGAGAUUCUUUGAAUCGUAUUAAUAUUUUUAUAAAACUAGUUCUCUUCAACAACAAACUUCGUUCACCACGGCAACCCUCACAAUUAGAAAAUCGUUAAGAACUUUAGUGUUUGUGCAUUGCAUUUCGAAGUUAUCGUAUGUUAAUGGAAAACUGGUUUUGCAGAUAACACAUGCAGCAAUUCCAUGUUGGAAAAGUGUUCUACAAGAUAUACUCGUGCCUGGACUUCCUAUUUACAGAACAGAUUCUGGCCUAACUGUGCCGUUAUUACUAGUCCAACACAGAAAGGCAUUAGCCUAACACGGAAAGGCAAUGGCAGCAAACACAAAGAGACUUUGGAAAGUCCAGGAAUUCAAAGCUCACAGUGCCAACGUGAAUUGUCUCGCCUUAGGGCAGAAGUCCGGACGAGUUCUUGUAACAGGAGGAGAUGACAAAAAAGUCAAUCUUUGGGCCAUUGGCAAAAAUAAUUGCAUCAUGAGCCUGAACGGACACAUAACAUCAGUGGAAACGGUGAGGUUCAACCACACGGAGGAGUUAGUAGCGGCCGGUUCUGCAGGGGGAGUGCUCAAAAUCUGGGACCUGGAGGCUACCAAGAUCAUGCGAACUCUCACUGGCCACCGUUCAGGACUACGGGCCGUUGACUUCCAUCCGUAUGGUGAUUUCCUCACCUCCGCUUCCCUCGACAGCAGUGUCAAGGUAUGGGAUGUCCGACGGAAGGGCUGUAUCUUCACGUACAAAGGGCACUCACAGAGUGUGAACAGUGUCAAGUUCAGCCCUGAUGGACUUUGGGUGGCUUCUGGAGGCGAGGAAGGUAUGGUUAAGCUGUGGGACAUCCGAGCAGGCAGGCAGCUUCAUGAGUUCUCCCAGCACUCAGGUCCAGUAACGUCAGUCGAGUUCCACCCACAUGAGUUCUUGCUGACAUCGGCCAGCUGUGACAAAACUGUCAACUUCUACGAUCUGGAGAACUUCUCCCUGGUAUCCACCAGCGAUAAGGAGACCAUGGCCAUCAGAUCCAUGUGUUUCAACAACAAUGGAGACUGUCUAUAUGGUGGUGGGCUAGAUGUGCUCAAGGUGAUCGGAUGGGAACCUGCCCGUACCUUAGAGAUUGUACCCAUCAACUGGGGACGUGUACAAGAUAUCUCAACAGGGUACGGUCCCAACAGACUGGUGGGAGCAUCAUUCCAGCUGACCACUGUAUCACUGUGGAUGGUAGACCUUAUGAGAGUUGCCCCUCUCGGUGGUUCCACACCUCCCUCACCCUUUAGCCACGGCCAGAGUGUGCGCAAGAGCUUCACCAAGAAACCCGCCCCAGAAAAGAGCACAAUUAAUGUGAAAACAAUAGAAGAAGUAGAUAAACUAGAAACAGAUCCUGAGGAAGAGAACCAUGCAGAGAUUCCAGACAUGAAUGACUACAGGUCUGUCUUCCAGCCGAGGACGUCUCUGAACCGAAGUCCACCUCCCAGCUUUGCACCACCUCCUGUUAGCGAUGAAGACCUAUCGCUGCCACCAAUGCCCAGUGCUCCUCCUCCUUCUCUGCUGGAGCCACGGACCCCCUCUCCCCCCAAAUCCCGAUCACCUCCUCCCCUUUCUUCACCCCGCCGCCGUGUUCCCAGUCCCUCCCUCGCCCCACCGCGUCCCCGCCAGUUACUACGGCGUCUCAGUUCGUGCAAGGACCCUGAGCUCAGUACAUCACCUGACUCCGAUUUUCCCACCAAGCUGAACGAGGGUCUACCGCACAGCCCCAGUGAGCCGUCUCUAGUGACAAUCCGCUCCCCUGGCCACAGUCGCACAUCUUCUGUUGGCCGCAACUUCCAUACCCAGAGAUCCUCCACCUCCACCUCUACCUCUACCUCGGGCAAUACCAACAAGACUGAUAUCAUUAAUUCGCAAAACCGAGUGAACAACAAUAUGGUCGUCACUCAGUCAAGUGCAAGGCAGGUGCAAGUCUGUGAGGAAGAUAAGGACUUGGACUUCAUCCCCAUGUCUUUGGACAAACCAAGUGGACUCAACAUGGAGGAAUUCUUACCGCAAAGGCUGCAGCAAACAUUCCCAGAGAUGUCGGAAGCGGAGGUCCUGUCGUCUAUCAUGCGCGGACACGAAUACAUAGUUAACAUCCUCAAGAUGCGAGAGCGGCAGCUACAGAUUGUCUACUCCAUGUGGCACAAUAAGGAUCUCAAGACAGCCGUAGACCACGCUCUCACUCUAAGGGAUCAAUCAGUGAUAGUGGAUCUGCUUGGAGUUAUCACCUUGAGGCCGGGUAUCUGGAACCUGGACUUGUGCGUUUCACUACUGCCAGCCAUUGCUGAGCUGCUUCAAAGCAAGUUUGAAAUGUAAGUAUUGGAUGUUUUUGAACUUAAUGUUUUAGUUGCGUGUUAAUUAUUUU
Molecule: messenger RNA, 2501 nt
Organism: Homalodisca vitripennis (glassy-winged sharpshooter)
Lineage: Eukaryota; Metazoa; Arthropoda; Insecta; Hemiptera; Cicadellidae
Product: katanin p80 WD40 repeat-containing subunit B1-like
Biological process (GO): microtubule depolymerization; microtubule severing
Cellular component (GO): katanin complex
Molecular function (GO): microtubule binding
Source: RefSeq, a predicted model, not a curated record